Amoebophrya sp. A25 is the source of this 3866-nucleotide messenger RNA. Lineage: Eukaryota; Dinophyceae; Syndiniales; Amoebophryaceae. The record is from the annotation of a GenBank genome assembly.
GUUGUCCAAAUCUAGUGUUCUUACUUCAGCUCUUCAAGCGCUGCACUUUCCCUAUUCAUUCUCUUAUUUCAUUAUAACUGCUAACAAACUAAUGGUUGUUCCCCUUUUUAGGCGACCCCUCUUCCAUUACCUCCCAGAACCAGAAGGAAGAUCUAAUAUAAAAAAUGCUGGAGACAAGAUGAGCCUGAAUACCAGUGCCGAGGUUCAUUCCUGCGACGUUGUGACUACAGCACAAAAUCAUGAUAGUGGUACUAGUGCCGGUGAUGUUACACCGGCAGUCGCAGUUGGUAAUAACUCGAGAGAGGGGCGGGCUGAUAACUCUAGAGACGAGGGAGUCGCAGUUGGCGCGAUGGCUGAUAACUCUAGAGAAGGAGUAGAGCAUGAGAAGGUACAUGCGUCUUCGGAUACUGCCGCUAGCGAUUCGUCGCAGCAUGCUCAUGCCGUGGAAGAACCGACAUUGAGUGCUGGUGCAACUCCUCACCCUAGAUGUGUUGAGCCAACUACAGAGGAAGGUGCAAAAGAGAACCUCCACAGCAGCUAUGCGAAUAAACAGGAACACGACCAGGAUACUACUAGAGCAGCAUCUUCAAGUUCAGCAUCAUCUUCUAUUUCACCUAGUGGUAGUACAAAAAGGAUCAUCAAAGACGAUACAAGAACUAUACUAGAUUCAGAACAAGUGUCUCAGCCUCCGCCUACCGGUGCUCCUGACGCGUCAGCUCCUUCGUAUCCUCGCGUUCUCCCUGAGAAGAUAGAUCCACAAAGGACAACGAUCUUUACAACUGAUAAGGACUUGUUCCAGCUGAUCCCUUUCGGAGUGCAAAUAGUGGAUCCGUUUGACUUCUCUCUCACUUCGCCUCAGGUCGUGCGAGACAAGCUUGUUAAGGCUAGGCUUUAGGUGUUCUUGUUGCCGUUAGUUUAGCCUUUCUUAAGGGAGACAGUGACCACUUACUCUUACAAUCCAGCAACAAGCUAGAUUCGCGGGUAGAAAUCGCCAGGGAAAUCUUAGGCAGGCAGCCGACGAGUAGCUUCAUCCUAUCAAGUAGGGAGAGACGAGGCGCAACGCACUGAAAUUUCAGAAGCUAAGACCAAGACAGAGCACACCUCUAAGCCUGGCGUCCCUCCCGAGCGCGUCGCUGAAGCACUCGCUCUUCUAGGCGAUGCAUGUGACUGCAUCACUGGCGUCCAUGGGUUGGGACCGAAACGCUUAGCAGAGAUACUAGAUCGCGUUCCGAGACAUAUGACGAUCACGGAAAUCUUAGACCUGUUUAAGCCUUGUGUCGCGGAAGAGAAUAAAGUGCAGGUGGCAAUGGCUGUGCCGACAGGUUCAAGAACCCCAGGAGAAACACCGACUAAUACGACGUCGUUCCCUUUACCUACCUCAUCAUCAACGCUGGAAAGUUCGACUAGAGCCCCUUCCUCUCUGACCUCCUCCUCUGCUGCAAUAGGAAGUAGUACUACUGGAAGCACAUCCGCCGUGAUAGCAAAUCUUUCUGCUGCUUUCGAAGCAGGUACCUCCGUGAAGCGGAGAGUGAUCGGAAAACAAUUCGGAGAGAUGCCGGGCACCACGGUCGACGAAGCACGACUUGAUGGCGUCGCAGUCAAAGCAGCUGGUGGAGAUGAAUCAGAAGAUAUCACUACUAGAACUGCAGCCGCCAGUGACACAACAGCCAGUUGUAUGCCAAGUUUCUCUAGUACUAGCGCAAUGCCUAGUUCUUGUUUUAGCACAACGCCUGGUUCUUCUUCUAGUAGCACAACAGCUAGUACGCCAGAUUCUUCUAGUACAACUGCGACAACUAGUUGCGAUUCUAUAGGCAUGAGAGCAGCUGCGCCAAGUUCUAGCACGCUGGAUGCUACCAGCAUUUCACCCUCUGCCUCUCCCUUCAAGUCUAGUCCUUUGUUGAAAUCUAGUCCGACGGUUCUGAAGGCUAUAUGGGACGCGCGUAAGCGCAUCCUCGAAAACCAUGAGCUGACUCGAUUGCCACCACCAAUGCCCGUCAUCCGCUCGCGUGCUCCCAGGCUACUCAAAUUUCGAUGCGAGCUUGCUGUAGAGCGUGCUGAGAGUCAGAAAAGUAUCCCGAAGAUGCAGUUUUUUGCCCGCCACCUCUACCCAAACUUGCCGAACGAAGCAGUGGGUGGCCUAGGAAGUUAUGGAAAAAGUUGGCACUUGGCAGUUGGGUUCUACUCAUAGAUUAGAUACUAAGUAUGCAUAGUACUAUAUCUAUGUAAUAUAUCUAUGCCAAUGAAUAUAUAUGUAGUAUAGUACAUCUUCAUCAUGCUGCCAUAAAAGUUAUGAAAAGUAGGUAUCUUCAGUCUCAGUCAGAUCAUUGACUUUUACGCCGCCAAUGAAUAUCUUAUCAAUCUAGGUAAUAUUAAUAUCACUUUACAGAACGCUUGCAUGGGUGGAAGUCCUCGUGUACAAGCAAUAACAUGAACAUGAGCGUUCCCUUGGUGGCUCUUCUAAUCUGAGAAGCAUCGGCAACCAUUUUUUUUGCAGCACGACAUUGAAAGUCUCUAUCGCAGCAACCCUGACUGUGCCCGCUUUAUCCGUGCACUAGGUGGUUGGAAAUGUCCGCCUCGGAACAAUCAGCAAGAUAGAUAUCGAGAGCUGCCACCACGCCACGGAAAGUAUGAGCGCGACCAAGGCUAUCCAGCGGAACGUCAAAAAUGGAGACACCAUCAAAGCGGGGAUCCACGUUAUAGAAGGAGGGACAACCGAGAACAACGUCGUGAUAGUCAAGAUUAUAUUCCUUUCCGGAUCCGGGGAGAGGAGCGACGACCACGCCAGCAGCACAAUACUGGAGAACAUGGCUACGACCAUUCGGACUCUCGUGACCAUCGAAACCAUGAUAGGUCAAGAGAAGAUCGCCCGCCGCAUGAUCUUCGAAGGUGGCAGGAGAGGGAUUGCGUAGACGAAGGUUUCCAGUCAGGGCCGCAAUAUCAUGACUCUCGUAGAAGAGCAGAGGAUGAGUAUCCUACGCGACGUCAACAUCUUCAAGGUGAGACCUGGAAGAAUUAUAACGAAAGGCACAACAGCUGCGACUACCGCGAGAAGAAGUAUCACAAUCACAGUCACGAGGCGAGGUACAACAACCGCGACAGGGGACGUACUUUUGAAAUACGUGACGUCAGCAAUGCAGGUGAUGCUGAUUUGGAUGAAAAUCCUGAAUUUGCGUCGGCCUCUCCAUCGACGACCACAACAACUAGGAACAAUGAUACUAGAAGUAGGAACCGAAGCCGCUCCUCUCAAAGAGCAAGGUCGUCUUAUUCUGAGCAAGCAAACGAAGACCUCCAAAAAGUUCGAGAACAAGACCCUGGCCCUGCUGGAGUAGAAGUUCAAGUCAAAAGACCGGCCGCACCGCGCAAAAAAUGGAGUCUCACAGUCCUCUAGCCUAUAUAUUUCAACCGUUGUAUGGUAAAGGUAAUUUGGCGAAUUAUGUUUUCAUUUCGCAUUCGCUCCCAGUAGUUGUGAACAGAAAAAAACUGAUUACUUUUGUAUUUGAAUGAAAUAGAAAUAUAGGAGGGAAGUGUGCUGGAAAUCGUGACUAGAAUUGAGAAGUAAGUGUGACUUGUUUUGGCUAGAAGAGACCCUUGAUGUUGUACAGCGACGUUGCACGACCCAUGACUGAUUAGCUGUUGACUGGCUUUGGCUAAUAUCUCUUGGGGAGGUAUGUAGAGUAGAAGAUAUACAAUAUUGUCGCUCUGGAAACGGAGCCGUUCGUUCACGUUGGAGCAAGGAGUACUAAUAAAUCGCACUCAUGCAAGAAGCACGCAAUACAGAAACACUUUGAAGAUCACAAGUCGUGCAGGCAAGAAGAUAACAGAACGCCUUUUUUUAGAGGAGAUCGAUGCAGACUCCUUGUACUCAC